AUGAUCAUUGCUCGAGACCCCGAAACACAAGAUAGGACUUUUAUAAUUGAGAAAGCACGGCAUCAUCGGGACUACAUCUUUGAUGUCAGUGAUGAUGAUGAAGUUGCUAAUCAUGGCGAAGCAUUCGACUCCCGACUCGUAACAGUGUACGACUGCGAAGGGCCUCAGGCAUUUGCAGCGCCAUUUCACGUCGAUUGCUACAAGGUGCUAGCGGACGCUUAUGAACCGCGAGACGUCGAUCUCUCAGCUCUUUAUGACACCCUUGAAAGCCACUGCCCUCGUGUUGACAGCGCCUAUCGCAGUAAACUGGCGUUCGAAUAUGACAACCCAAGACACACUGUGGUCGGCACCGUCUAUGAUUUCUCGUUCGCAUCACCAAACCGCAUUUCUGAUGAUCCCAAGUUUGUGGGGCGCGAGCUUAAAAGAAACUCGCGAAGAUCUGGGUCAGGUACUCCGCACAUACUCAAUGGCGAAAGGUUGACUCCUACAAGAAUCUACGAUGAUAUGCCAUGGGCAAAGUACAUUCUUGCGCUCCGCUCGCACAAGCUGUCAAUGGAUAUGGCCCUAUACUACCAGAAUCUCGUCGCUCUCGGCAAUGGCCGCCUAAAGGAGGGAGACUUCUCACUUCCAGUCAGGAUGCAUCUCCAGAAUCGGUGUCGAAUCUGGGGUGUAUGUACUCGAAUUUUGGAGGAGUGCUCGACACGCGGCCAGUCGGCGAACAAGAUGGAGGCGGAGACGAGGGGGCAGUGGCCUUUCAUUAAACAUACCAAGCAGGCUGAUAAGAUUCUCCGGGGCGCGAUCGCGAGUCCCAUGCCACUGUUGACAUUCCCAGGCUACACCAAACGACACUCCAAAAAAGUCUAUGGCAGCGUCAGUCUCAUCAAGGAGAUGAAAGACCUCGAGAAAGCCGAGCCUGUGAUUAGGGUCUAUUGGAGUGCCAGAAAGAGACUUGCUGGUAUUGGAGUUUACGAUCCCAACACAAACACGGCCAGGACCUUAGGAUCAGUGGCUCCAUUCCACAGGACUCAAGAUGCACAGAUCCCCUCAGAUAACUGGCUAGCAGGAAUUUUCAUCGUAACGAAGGAAGUGCCUGUACAGAUACCCUUGGUCUGGCGACGGGUGAUUGUAGGGAUUAAGUUUGCGUUCCUAUACGACGACUUCAUUUCGUUCGGUGAACCUGUGGGAGACGUCCGAGUUCUCGUUCCCAAGCCGUGGCAUACUGUGGUUGGCAUUGGCGCUUCAUGGAAUACGGGGAAAGGAGUGGAAAGCCUGGUUCUUCUGCAACAGCCUCAAGAAAAGGUACCUCGGUCUGCCUAUUGCCGGAUCGGGGUGGAAUACCCCGAUGACCUAGACGGACUGGAAGUGACAAAGAUGUUUCGACCCGAUCCUAGAAUCGCAAACUUCCUCUGGAGAGGCUGGAUCCCUCUUCGCCCCGAAAUCUGGCCUACUUACCCAGUUCGACUGGAUCCCUUGAUGCCAACGCCUGUAGAGACACUGAUGCUCACCAAGCCGCGCGGUGAUGACUGGGACUACAAAUUCAUUCUUGGGGUGGAUGCUCAGUUUCGUGGGUUCGAAGUCCUCUUUCAAUACAAGGACAAGACAAAAACAGUUCGGCGAUCUAUCGGCGUUGCCACUGCCAUGCACUACUUCUUCAUGGAUAGCGAUGAGCGAAUCACGAAAUGCUACAUCACGGGCAAAGACAAAAUUGAGGGCAUACGCUUGGUAACGGAUAAAACACAGCAUUUCAUCGUUGGAAGACCUGGACCAGACGAGAUAGGCCUUGCCAAAGAAGGCUUAAACAUGCAGUCUAUCGAGGGUUUCAAUUGCCGAUGGUCUGACGACCGAAACAGCUCACUGACGUCCUUUGGCGUAUUGACGCUCGAUUUUAGUUCCGUGAAUCUAGGAGAAGAGCGCGAGGAUAAGGAUAAGGAUAACAUUCUGGGUCAUUACUGGGUCCCCGAGCGUCCACAGACAAGAUUCCCAAUCGAGGGAGCUGGGCAGAUCCAUGGCAUGACAAGAUGGAUCGAAAGACUGCGCUACCCCGGCGUCGGCGUGCCAAGUCCACAGGCAGUUGUGACGUGGCUCGACUGCUCAAAACCACUCGAAACUGUCUCUAUCACGAUGUGUCAUAGCACGACGACGAAGCUGCUCAUGAUGACUUCAAUGGCUUUCGAGUACGCAGAGGCCCAUGAACCAAUGUUCUUCGGACCGUUCCCCAUAGACUCACCAGAGCACGAAAAAGGCGUCAAGAAGCAGGACCGGUGCGCUUGUAUACAUGGAGGUUCUUUCGAACAAGAGAUCGAAGAUAUACCCCACUAUGAGCCAGACAAAUGGCACGUUUACGGCGGUUACUUGAAGGCUCUUCGUGUAUGGGUUAACGAAAUCGGCGUGUUGACUGGUCUACAGUUCGUGGCUCAAGAAUCCGAGAGUCAGAAGUGGGGGUUCUGCGAUGGCGAACACUUUGUUGAGCUGGACCUUCAGAGCAAAGAGAGUCACACGCUAGGGAUCAAGUUCUUCCUAGACUCGAAUGGGAGAAACCAUGUUAGCGAAGAUAUCGUGGUUGUGGCUGUUCAGCGGAUCAAGGUACCAAAGAUUGGGGAUAAUCCUCAGAAUAUGCGACACAAGAAACCAAGUCUUGAACAGCCGCUGAACUCAAUAACAGUCGUGCGCAACAUCGAAGGUCUCGCUCAUCAGCAAAGAUCGUUUACUGAGAAGCGACAAGAGGGCUAA
Molecule: messenger RNA, 2730 nt
Organism: Fusarium subglutinans
Lineage: Eukaryota; Fungi; Ascomycota; Sordariomycetes; Hypocreales; Nectriaceae
Exons: 4
Coding region: 1-2730 (909 amino acids)
Source: RefSeq, a predicted model, not a curated record